GGAUUCUAUCAUAGAAGAUUUUUAAAUUUUCUGUAUAUGCAAUGAGUUUAAGAGGACAAUAUAAAAUAGUAAAUUUUUAGUUGGAUUGCUGUUACGAAGUAGUAGCUGUAGCUUACGAUUACAGUUUCACACAUUCACAUGGUGACUUAUAAUAAUGCUUUCAGGGAAUACCGAAGAGUUCCGGAGAAAGUUUACUGUUGUACAACAACAGCACUCAGCCCCGCCAACAUUGCCGGUGCCAAAUUUUGCAAUAACGCCCCAAAGAAUUACGGCAUAUGGUCUUCUAGAUGGAGCGCAAGCAAUUCCUUUGCAAGAACCCGAACGUACCUAUGUCUUUCCCGGAGCUGUAAAUAUUGGCGGGGGGCUUGGCAGAGGCGUUAUCGGUAGUAUGGCGACAGGUAUACCUGGCGUGGCUGUGGUAUCUGCGCCUUCCCAUAAUCUCAGCGUUGGUACAACUAGUCGCGGCCAUAUACGAUCUGUAAGCCAUGGCGGUGGUACCAUUUUGGGUCCGAGUGGUCGCCCAAUAAAAUCAGCUAUGAAAGGACAUCAACGCGCUUUUUCGCAAGGUCAAAUUACAGAUUCACCAGGUACGACUGGCCCCUCACGCGGUCAUAGUCGUGUUGGUUCGAAAACAGAUUUUAUCCUUCCACCUGGUCACAAGGAAGAAACUGAAACUCGUGAAUUUGGAGCAUCUGUUACAUCGUCAUCAGGUGGUCGUGGUCAUUCUCGGCAAGCAUCCCGCUCGGAAUCAAUAUACACACUGCGGCGCUCCGAAACACCACCUUGGUGGAAGCGUACAUUAGUUUGUCAAAGUGAGAAGUUCGAUGAACGAAGUUAUCGAAUAGUUAUACCUAAUCAUACAGUUCCACCAAAAACUCCAAAACGCGAUCACCCGAAUGGCGAUUUUGUGGGUAAUAAGAUCCGUACUACAAAAUACACUUUGCUUUCGUUCAUACCAAAAAAUCUACUCGAGCAAUUCCAUCGAGUCGCGAAUUUAUAUUUUAUUUUUAUCGUAUUGCUGAAUUGGUUUCCGGCUAUAAACGCUUUCGGUAAAGAAGUUGCCAUGAUUCCAGUUCUGUUUGUGCUUGGUGUUACAGCAGUUAAGGAUUUAUUCGAAGAUAGACGUCGUCGUUCUUCGGACAAACGAAUUAACAAUACGACAUGUCGUGUUUAUGACAGUGAAACGGAGCGGUAUAAGAAAAUAAAAUGGCAAGAUGUUCGCGUUGGUGACUUAGUUCAUUUAUCGAAUAAUGAAACGGUACCAGCAGACAUAUUACUUUUAAGAACUAGCGACUUGCAUGGCGCCUGUUACAUCGACACUUGCGAUUUAGAUGGUGAAACCAAUCUUAAACGACGAGAAGUUGUUCGGGGUUUCACCGAUAAACAGAAUAUGUUUACCCCGAGCAAAUUCGUGAGCCGUAUUGAAGCUGACGCGCCCACCACCAAACUUUACAGAUUCCAUGGAGCCUUAAUACAUCCGACAGGGGAGCGUGUUCCCAUUGCAACCGAAAACUUGCUUCUAAGGGAGAGCCGCUUGAAGAACACUGAUUUCAUUGAAGGAAUCGUUGUAUAUACAGGUCACGAAACCAAAUCAAUGCUUAACAACAGUGGGCCUCGAUAUAAACGUUCGCAAGUCGAACAGCAGAUGAAUAUUGAUGUGAUAUGGUGUGUGAUAAUUUUACUGAUAUUAUGUAUUGUGGGCGCAGUUGGCUGCAAAAUGUGGUUAAGCUCUUUUGAGCAAUUUCCUGUACCAUAUCUACCUUUUGAUGUUCACCCAAGCUACGAAGGUCUCUUGACUUUUUGGACAUACAUUAUAAUAUUGCAGGUGAUGAUUCCAUUGUCUUUGUAUGUUACUAUUGAAUUAUGCAAAAUUCUGCAAGUAUACCACAUUCACAACAACAUUGACUUGUAUGACGAGGAUACAAAUAAAAAAACAGAAUGCCGUGCGAUGAACAUAACUGAAGAGUUGGGGCAAAUACAGCAUAUAUUUUCAGAUAAGACAGGAACGCUGACUGAAAAUAAAAUGCUAUUUCGACGAUGUGUUGUCAAUGGCAUAGACUAUGGUCAUCCCCCUUCAGAGCUGGAACGAUUGCACUCAAAGCCUGGAAUACCAGCACCACCGGUGAUAACUAAUUCCACAUUAUUAAAUGAUAUGCUAGAGUUGAUAAAUUCUGGUCAGUAUUUGUCAUCAAAUGCCCAAAGGCUACAAGAAUUUCUUUUGGUAAUGGCGAUUUGCAAUACGGUGAUUGUAAGUGCCACACCACAUCAUGAUUUGAUGAAUGCCAGUGGCAUAAUUGAAGUUCAAGGAGCAGCCAACAAUGAUUCAGUAAUGCUAAAAAAUGUAAAAGACAACCAUAUUCCUUUACAACAUAUAACACAAACAGAUUCAUCCCCUACAUCAUUAACUAAAGCUAAUAAUAAUUUAGCAUCUGCUAUACCAAUUGAUCGUUAUACUCGCUUAGCUGAAUCACGUUCAGUAACACCAUCACCACCACCAAACCUUGCCUAUGUUUUGCCAACGCAUACACAUAUUCCAUCGUUAUCCCCAAUAAGCAGCUCAGCAGAGACUACACCUACUUCUGAUUCACCUCCUAUGAAAAUGAAGUCAUUUUCAAAUAGCAUAUCACCGACAGGGCGAGCGAAAGCAGUGAUAAACUCCAAAAUAACUAGCCUUACCUCAUUCUUGAAUGUAAAGGUUCAGGCAAAAAAAUAUACAAACAAGUUAAAUCAAACAAAAAUUCAGCAAUCAUUUAAAACGGCCAACGGUAGACCGUUGUAUGAAGCUGAGAGUCCAGAUGAACUAGCGCUUGUAAAUGCUGCUUAUAGUUAUGACUGCUGUUUAGUCAAUCGAAGUCCAAAUCAUAUACUAGUUAGCAUUCCUAAUUCUGGAAUGGUGGAGUAUGAAGUUCUAAAAAUUUUGCCAUUUGAUUCGAGCCGCAAGUGCAUGUCAAUUGUUGUGCGCCGAACAGGAACACAAGAAAUAGUGCUUUACACAAAGGGCGCUGACAGCUCUAUUAUACCCGUAUUAGUACCGUGCGCUCCAAAUACGACAGAGGGUUUAAUGCGAGAAAAAACUCAACAGCAGUUGGACCGUUAUGCUCGUGACGGUUUGCGUAUAUUAGUUAUGGCAAAACGAACAUUGAAUUCCGCCGAAUAUACAGAAUGGUGGGCACACCACCAAGAAAUUGAAAUGUCGUUGGAGAAUAGAGAACGACGCAUUCGUGAUUCUUUUGCGAAGCUGGAAUGUAAUUUGACAUUACUAGGUGCUACAGGAAUUGAAGAUAGACUUCAAGAUGGUGUUCCGGAAACGUUAGCUGCUCUGAUUUCGGCUGGUAUAUCGGUGUGGGUGUUAACUGGCGAUAAGCCAGAAACGGCAAUAAAUGUUGCUUAUUCUGCAAAACUUUUUACUCAACAGAUGGAGUUAUUGCGUCUAACGGCUCGCUCUCGUGAUGCUGCGGAAAGUGCAAUCAAUUUCUUCUUAGCUGAUUUGGAUACCAGCAAAUCAAUAUAUGAUACUCAUACCCGACUGAAAACACGUGCUUUGGUUGUCGACGGCAAAACUUUGACUUUUAUCCUGGAUUUACGAUCGAAACUUAUAAGACCUUUCCUGAAAUUGGCUAAAAGCUGUGCAUCUGUGUUGUGUUGCCGUUCGACACCUCUUCAGAAAGCAUAUCUUGUUAAAGUGGUAAAAGAAGAGUUGCGUCUAUGUACCUUGGCGAUUGGUGAUGGUGCGAAUGAUGUGUCAAUGAUACAGAUGGCAGAUGUUGGCGUUGGUAUUUCCGGUCAAGAGGGUAUGCAAGCUGUUAUGGCCGCUGAUUUUACGUUAUCACGCUUUCGCUACUUAGAACCUUUAUUGUUAGCUCAUGGAUACUGGUGUUACGAUCGUUUGUCGCGUAUGAUACUUUAUUUCUUCUACAAAAAUGCUGCGUUCGUGUUCCUAAUAUUUUGGUACCAACUAUACUGUGGCUUCUCUGGUUCUGUUAUGAUGGAUCAAAUGUAUCUGAUGUUAUAUAAUUUAAUAUUUACUUCUUUGCCGCCGCUUGCCAUUGGUGUCUACGACAAACGCGUGCCUGAGGAUUUUUUACAACAAAAUUGUUAUUUAUACAAACAUGGUCGUUUGGGUCUUGCUUACAAACCGCAUGAUUUCUGGAUAGUGCUAUCCGAUUCGUUAUACCAAAGUUUAGUGGUAUUUUUCAUUGCCUUAUUCGCCUACGCGGAAAGUGAUGUUGGCAUAUGGGAGUUCGGAGCAACCAUAACAGCUACCUGUUUAUAUACGAACUUAGUUCAUGGUGCACUCGAAAUUAGAUCAUGGACUGUAUUACAUGUGCUCUCUAUUACCAUAAGUCUUGGUUCCUUCUAUGCUUUUUCUAUUAUUUAUAAUGCAACUUGCGUAAACUGUUUUGGACUACCUUCUACUUAUUGGGUAAUAUUUCGCUGUUUAGGCUCUCUAGUGCAUUGGCUUGUGAUACUUAUAUCGACAUUGGUGGCUGUCUUGCCCAGGCUGUUGUUUACGACAAUUAAAAACUCUUUAUUUCCUGACGACAGUGCAGCAGUUUUGUUGCAGAGAAAAAAAGACCGGAGUAGAGGUGAGGGUUUGUUAGUUGCUUGGUCAAGGUCAACAUCAGCUUCAUCAAUUUAUAGAAUCACCGAUUAUGGGUCUAAGAAUCAAAUUAUAACAACUAUUUCUUGAUAAACGCUACCGAAGCAGAUAUUUUAUACGACAAAGAUUAUCAUCGGGACAUUUAAUGCUGAUCAAUUCUUGGAAAACAAGAAAAAAGAGUUAUUGAAAUAAAUUAAUGAUGGUGUGAAAGUGUAAUACUGAUAUAUACAUGGGUGUGACUGAAUUAUUUAAUACAUAUGUAAGUUCAAUAGUAUGUUCUAGGUCCGUUUCUGUUAUUAUGGUAAUAGCCUAAGGCUAUAUUAAAAUUUGUACAUCCGUAUUGAAAGGUCUCCUUAAUAUACAUGUAAAUAUUUGUAUCGUAUUCUAGGGUAAAUAUGUGUAAUACUUAUAUAUUUUUAAAUUAAAUUCAUUUGUAUUAUAACUCCAAUUAUUUUAGUGAAAUAUUAACUAAAAAUAAUUUCUUUCAGUUCUUAGUAUAUUAUAAUGAUGUAUUAUGAAUUAAAUUUCUGGUAUUCCAUUAUAAUUUAUUUUAUUAUGAAUCAUUAUCACGGCUCUGUAGAGUAUUUUCUGACUGAGUCACAAUAUGUUAUCAAUUUAUCUAAAAAAGUAUUUUCAUCAGUUUAUUGUUUUAGUUAUCAACAACAUUUAUGUUAACAUUCCGAAAACUAUGCAGGUUAGGAAAAUUAUAUAUAUAAUGUCAGAAUAUCCUAAAAUUUGAUGAUUUCUUGAAUUUCUAUGUAAUUCUAACUUCUAGUUUGAUUGUUUACUAAUACGAAAUUCAAAUAUUGUGGUUUUUGCGGUUUAUAAUCUUGUUUAAAAAUAUUAAACUUUUACAUGUUCAAUUAAAAUUAAAGUUUUUAUUGCCCUAAUUUUAUAUUACCUUACUUUGCCGUUUUCUGCUCUUAUAUAUAAACAUGGCGAUUUUUAUACUCUUGCAAAAUGUUGCUACAAGAGUAUAAUAUUUUUGUUCAUCUAACUGUUGUUUGUAUCACCU
Messenger RNA from Bactrocera tryoni, 5615 nucleotides. Its product is annotated as phospholipid-transporting ATPase VA. The transcript is spliced from 16 exons. Gene Ontology annotation, cellular component: plasma membrane. NCBI's taxonomy places the organism in Eukaryota, Metazoa, Arthropoda, Insecta, Diptera, Tephritidae. Gene Ontology annotation, molecular function: ATP hydrolysis activity; magnesium ion binding; ATPase-coupled intramembrane lipid carrier activity. The record is from RefSeq and is a predicted model, not a curated record. Bases 155 to 4690 code for a protein of 1511 amino acids. Gene Ontology annotation, biological process: phospholipid translocation.